Molecule: messenger RNA, 6835 nt
Organism: Sycon ciliatum
Lineage: Eukaryota; Metazoa; Porifera; Calcarea; Leucosolenida; Sycettidae
Product: myosin-6-like
Exons: 16
Coding region: 303-5606 (1767 amino acids)
Source: RefSeq, a predicted model, not a curated record
UUGCUUCAACUAACUAAUACUUCAAGUCUCAAAUCAAGAUUGGAGAAAGAGUAAAGACAAGACACACUGCAGCUGAGCCACAAGCUGAAUGUCCUAGUGAUUAUGUGUGAGACACUUGAAAGCUAGGACUCGAGUAGGAGUAGGAAGGGAAUGUUGCAAAGGAUGUGUGUGUUGAUUUGCUAAGCUGAGGCAGAAGCUUCGCCACUUUUCAGUAAUCUUAGUCGUCGUUGCCAAGCAAUAUUCGAUUUUGUGCCUUAGACUUUGACUGAUGUUUUCGUGACGGAGAGUACUCCUCGUUCGCCAUGGACAUGUGGGGUCGUCUCAAUAAAGGUUUGCAAGUCGUGCAAAACCAGCUCGACACGUAUGUUGAAGCUGCUGGUGUUGCUACGCCGGACGAAGGAGCAACCGACAGCACUGCCACCUCGGGGUCAGCCGCAGCCCCUGAUGAUGUCCAACAAGAAAAAGCGCAAGGAGCGACACCUGAGAAGACUGGGAGGUUUGAAGAUCUUCAAGAGGCUUUGGAGCAAUCAGAGAAUCGCAAUCGGCUGAUCAACGAGGAAUUUUCUCUGCUGCUUAGACAAAAAGACAAAGAAAUUCAAGCUCUGAAAGAGUCAUCGGAAUCUGGCGUGGUGCCUGAUGCCAUCACGAGUGCCGCCGCCGCCACUACUAGCAGCAAUGCCACCGAAACUGAAGAGCUGCGCCAAGCGCUCAGCGAGAAAGAGGAGCGAUUGCAGGAGUUGGAGAGCAAGUCUGAGCAGAAGUUGACUCGAUUGAAGCAGCAGGCAAAGGCCAAGAUCACCGGUCUCCAAGAGCAGGUCUCAUCUCUUCAAGAACAGCUCAAGCAGUUUCCCGCUACGGAUUCGCCCGAUGGCGGGAUGUCAGUGACAGGCGAGGAAGUAGAAAACCUGAGGGCAUGCUUGGAGGAAUCAACACGGAGAGGCUCUGAACUCCAGAUGGAGCUGGAGGAGGUGAAGAAGAAUGCUAGUAUGACUGCCACUGUUGCUAACAGUCCGUCCACUAGUGAAGCUGAAGAGACUGUUGCCCAGCUCACAAGGCAGCUGCAGGAUGCCGAGCAAGAGCACACGGCAGCUCGACGAGACUGGGAGAAGGUGUCCACUGAGCUGCGUGCGGCUGUAUCCCAGCUGGAGCAGAAGAUAACUGAGAAAGAACAGCAUGCCGGGCAGCUUGCGUCAGAGAAUGCGUCACAGAACAGCCGUAUUGAGCAGCUAGAAGAGAAAAUCGCCGAGAAGCUGAAGGAAAUUGAGGAGCUGGAAGAACAGGAUGUGGCUUCCCAGGCUGAGAUCAUGAGUCUACAAGCGGAGAUGAGCACUACGGCCAACGGCAGUAGUGUGGAUGGCCACGAUCUGCAACAAGUUCAGACAGAGCUGGCUGAGAAGGCCCAUGAACUAGAGUCUCUGCAAGACAGAAACGAACAGCUAACUGCCGAGAUGAAGCAGCAGCAUGCCUCCCUGACGGAACAAAUUGAUAGUAUCACCAGUGACAAGUCCGACCUGGAAGUACAGGUUGCGAAGCUCUUAGCAGAUAUCCAAGUUCGUGACGAGCAGCUUUCAAGCAACUCUUCUGACUUAGCAGAGCAGCUUCGUACUGAGCAAAGCAAGCUGGAAUCUGAACACAAUCAACUUGAAUCCAACCGCAGCCAACUUCUUUCUGAACGCAAUAAGCUGGAGUCGGACCACGUCCAGCUUCAAUCUGAACGCAGUCAACUUGAAGCUGAACGCAGUCACCUUCAGUCCGAGCUUGGUCAACUUGGAAAAGAACGCAGUCAACUUCAGUCCGAGUGUACUGAAUUUGAAGCGGCACGCAGUCAACUCCAGUCCGAGCGGGGUCAGCUGGAGGCAGAGCGCAAUAGCCUUGAAGUCGAUCGCAACGGGCUUGCUGCAGAGCGCAAUAGCCUUGAAGUCGAUCGCAGCGGACUCGAAGCUGAGCGCAAUAGCCUUGAAGUCAAUCGCAGCGGACUCGAAGCUGAGCGCAAUAGCCUUGAAGUCGAUCGCAGCGGCCUCGAGGCUGAGCGCAAGGAGUUCAGCUCGCAGCAGAGCAGCACUGUUGCUGAGCUAACUGAGGAUCACGAACGGAAGCAGAGCGCACUCCAGCUACAGUUGGAGCAGCUCAGAGAGGAAUUUAGCAUCCAAACUGAUCAGCUCCAGCAGGAAUUAUCCGGUAAGGUAGAGCAGGUGAAAGCACUCCAAUCCGAUAUAGAACGACAGCAGCAGCAGCAGCAGCAAAGGGGUAAAGUGCAGUUGAGCACAUCCGCAACUAGUGUUGCAAGUGACCAGGACUCUGCAAUCACUAGUGGCGGUAGCAGCAGCUGCGGCACAGCAGGGCGUGACGUACAGCCGCCAUCGACACCGACGCGCCCCGCCGGUGCGAUGACGGAUUCGUGGACGCCGCUGGGCCUGUCAUCGCAGAUGUCGACUAGCGUCACUGUUCAUGAUGAUGAUGUGGAUGUGGACGACGACGCAGAUCCUCAUCAGACAGUUGAGAGGUUGCGCAAGGUACUGGAGGCCAAAGAGCAAGCACUCAAGGACCUGAACGCCAAGGCCGAGGUGAAGUUUGAGAAGCUGAAAGCACAGGCCAAGAAGAAGCUCUCCUCAUUGCAGCAUCAGCAUGCUGCAGAGAAAGAGGAGUUGGUCCAGCAAUGGCAGCAGCGGCUGGACAAGAUGCACUCGGAACACACUCAUCACUCAGACAGCCAGUCAUUGGCUGCCACUGCGGGUAGUGGUAAGGCUGCUGGUGGCAAUGCUGGCAUUGCUAGUACUGGACAAAAUUGGGAGAAACUACUAGAGGAGCGACUGAGCCGAAUCCAAGAGCUGGAACAGACAGCACCAUCAUUACCGGAGGCGGCAACAUCCAUUGACGUCGCGUCUCAUCGCCCAAUCCGCCUGGCUGACUUGAAGCAGAAAUGCGAGCAGCUGUCAGCGGAGAACGUGGAGCUUUUGGAGAAGGUGGAGGCGUUGUCGGUGGAAAACACUGAUCUUAUGGCACUGCUUAGUGAAUCACGUCGAACGAGCAAGGAUGAUACUUCUGCCCAACCAGACCCCCAGCCUCUGACUGCUGAUAGUGAGGAAGCGUCCGUAACAGUAGCAACCAACGCUGGUGAUAGUAUUGCCCGUGAUGUGUCGCAAGACAUGACCACCAUUGCAAACGAAGUCGACAAGAAGCUGAAUGCUGCCUUGUCUUCAGUGGCCACAUUCCUUGUCCAAGUCAAAGAGCAUUUGAAUACGGAUGAUGACGACAAUGAUGAUAAUGGAGAUGUCAUCGAGUACCCCCAGAUGCCCACUGAACACGAGUCGAUGUCACAGAGUGUUUCAGAGCUAUGCCAAGUAGCACAGAGUGCGCAUCGCAAGCGCGCCACCCUACUCGAGGAGAACAUGCGCCUGUCCAUGAACCUGUCCAGCAUGCAGCAGAGUCUGCGCGAGUCUCAGCUGCAGCUCUCCGACGUGGCCGAGACACGCGAUGAAAGUGCCGGCGAACUGGAAACACUUCAGCACACUGUACAGUCACUGGAAGAGCAGAAUGCCGACCUGUGUGCACAGCUUACUGAACUGGAAGCUAUGAAGCAACGUAACGUAGAACUUCACACACAACUCCAGUCCAUGGACACCUUAGAGCAAGAUAUGGCAAAUUCACUACAAAAACUGAGUGACCAGGCUGAACAGGUGUCCAGUCUUCAAGCUCAACUGGACAAGGUCACACGUCAGCUACACACCAAGCAGGAGGAAUGCGACGAAACAGCGGCAGAGCGAUUGAUUUCGGAGAAUGAACUGUCAUCGGUCCGUGCUGAGCUACAUACCGCUAACACAUCUAAGGAAGCAGCUCAGCAACAGCUGACAACAGCUCAGCAACAGUUGACAACGGCUCAGCAGCAACUAGCGACAACUGGUCAAGACCUGGAAUCAACUGAACAGAAGUUAGCAUCAACAGAGCAGGAGCUUCAAGCAAAGUCUGAACAUCUCAACACUACCACUUCUAAGUGCCUUCAGCUGGAGGUGAACGUGAAGGAGCUGCAAGUCCAGUGUGAGACCAUCGAGACCGAACGGCACCGGCAGUCGUCCGCUGAACGCUCAGGUCUGGUUGACGAACUACGGCUGUGGCGCAACAAGGCUGAAGAUGCCGAGGCGCAGGUAAGCAAGACCUCAUCGCAGCUCGCUGACCUUCAGCUGUCUUGGAGUGAACAGAACGGUGUAGUGUCGACGUUGCAACGCCAGCUCCAGGACUGCGAACGUCAGAGCAAAGCCUUGUCACAUGAGGCUGAGAAGCUGCGCGCUGACUACAAGGACAGUCAGGCGCAACUGAACACGGUGCUUGGCAACUUGCAUGCCGCUCAGGCCUCUGCUGCACAGCAACUCUCCUCCAGCCAAUCGGAGGAGAAGCGUCUACAUCGACAGUUCACUAGCUUACAGGCACAGCUCAAACAAGAGGAAGAGCAACGGCGGAGGGCUGAGCAUGACAGUGCAAAGCUAUCGGAGGAGAAAGAGAAAGCCGAGAGGCUGUAUGCUGAUCUCCACUCGCAGGUGGCCAACCAAACAGCGCAGCGUAAUGAAGAGAAUGUAUCUAUACUGCUACUGCAACAGCAGGUCACCGAGGCUGAAGCUGCACGGCAAAAACUGCAGCUUGAUUUGGACAUGACAUUGACCAGUCUGCACGACCGGGAAACACAGACACUACAGCUAUCAUCGGAGGUGGCACGGCUCACUGCUCAGCGCGGUGAUGUUGAGCAGCAGAUGAGGCAGGUCGGGCGACAGCGUGACCUUGCACAGGCACAGGAAGAUCAGAUUCGCUCUCAGCUGUUGCUAGCGCAGUCAGCGGCAAGCACUGUACCCGAACUGCAGUCACAACUUGAGGCCAGCGCUAGUCACUUGCGGGAGACUAGUCGCAAGCUGCAAGACAGCGAGGCAGCGUGCAGUGCGUACACGCAGACCGUCAAGUCCCUGCGUGAGCAGUGCAGUGAUCUUGAAGCUGACCAGCAACGCAGGGAGAGUGAGGUACAAAUGGAGAUGCGCUCUGUGCAACUGCGGCAGCGACAAUUGGAGCAGGACCUAGAGUUGGCAACGGUGGAGCGUCGACUUCAAGCAUCAGCAGAUGCUGCCAAGGACCAGGAGAUGGCAGACCUCACCGAGUCGACUGUGCUGAUACCGCUUCCAGUUGAUUCUGAGGACUAUGAUAAGCUGCAGCAAAAGCUAACGGCUGAGUCUGCAAAAUGCGGCAUCCUGGAGCGUGAAUUGGACGACAGCCGCCAAGAAGUCCAGGAACUUCUCAAAGAGCAGAAACUGCAGCAGGAGGAGACCCAGCAGCUGCUGCAACAGCACAGGCAGCAGCAAAGAAGUGCUGAUGUGGCCGUGGAUGUGGCAGAGCAGACUGAAGACAUUCCGGAGUGGUCCAGUACACUGACUACUGACGGCGCUGGUCAAUCAGCACAAUCCACUACAUUACCUCUCGCUGCCAACCAGCUACUGCAACAGCUCAGAGUUCACAGCCUGGGCUUGACACACCGCUUAUCACGUGCACACCCGGGUGCACCGCGUAUGUUACUCGUCGCCUACGCAGUGUUCAUACACUUCUGGUGUCUCUACUGUGCUGUUGCCUGAGCAAGGGCCGGCGACUGACUGGUAGGGUGGCGCUGUUAUGCUGUCUGUGGAUGGGAGCAAGCACUGUAUCCACUGUGUCCAUACUGGAGAGGAUGACAGAUGUACCUGCAUGUCAAUGUGUCAAAUUAGUUGGUGUGUGUGUGUGUGUGCGUGUGUGUGCGCGUGUGUGUGUGUGUGUGUGUGUGUGUGUGUGUGUGUGUGUGUGUGUGUGCGUGAAUGCAUGCAUGUGUGUGUGUGUGUGUGUGUCCUGCACAUUAGCCACUCCUUGCCUGUGUGCAAGGUGUGCAAGAAUGGCUUUGGAGUGCUGCACAUAUAAGGAGUCAUAUUCAUUAUGCGAGAUUGUUUACUCGCUGGCCGAGAGCAUUACAAUAAAUUUCGUAUUCUGCUAACCCUACAAGCUACAUUGUCACAGUAUGUGUAGAGAUAACACAACACUGCACAAUGUGAUACGCUGCGCUUAUUUUUCAUGAAAUACGCACCACAUUCUCCCUAUCAUGCACAAAACAUUGUCAACUCUAACUCCAAUGCCUCCUGCAAGGGCGUAGAGGGACGAGAUUCUACCCCAUGUUUUCUUGAGCUUCUACCAUUCUCUUUUCUAUUCUUUUGUAGCGUUAUUAACCUACUGAUCUUGAUUCCUCCCCCCCCCCCCCCCCCUCCCCCGCACACACACACACACAUCUUAUAGCCAUCUUAUAGAUUCCUACAAGCACCCUUUUCCCCUGUUCUUCAACUUGACACCUUUCCAAGUACCUGCACGUACAUGUAUAUGCGGCUUGCGCAUUUCUUACUCUCUGAGAUGAUGAUACCAUAGAAGUUUAUGAAGUCGAUUCUACUUUGUGCUAUGCUUAGCCUUCGCAGCACGUACUCUGGCACUCACAGCACGCUUGGUGCAUCAUCGUGCGAGGUCAAUAAUUCAUGCAACACAUGUAUGUAUGUGUAUAUACAUAGUAUUGGUCAGGCCUAGCUUCUUACCCACACAUCGGUGCAUUCGUUAUUACUAUUAGCCUUGAGCAACGGAGUUUAGGCAUAGAAGAAAAUGUUAGAUUUGCUGAUAUGCCGCUCCCUGUAGGGCUAAUCCGCACUUUCAUUUUUAAUAGCAUCCUACCGUCUUUUUUUCUUCUUUUUCUUAGCGCAUACGUUGUCAUCGUCUUUUACUAAUGAUAUCGUUCCUACUUACCGUACUAACUCAGCCUGCUGUUUGUGUCACACUACUUUUCAGUAAGACCUAA